Molecule: messenger RNA, 3452 nt
Organism: Carassius gibelio (silver crucian carp)
Lineage: Eukaryota; Metazoa; Chordata; Actinopteri; Cypriniformes; Cyprinidae
Exons: 1
Coding region: 1806-3305 (499 amino acids)
Source: RefSeq, a predicted model, not a curated record
AAAGAUUAUUUGUUUUUAAUUAACUUUGGUUGGAUGUAUUUGGAAUCAACUGUAGGCAACUGUACUUUGUUCACAAUAGUGUGAAACAACUGGCCCAUAUAAUCAGCCUCUUAGGUCAACAUCAAGUCAUUGAAUGGGCUCUCCAUGGGAGAGAUCCUUUCAAGUCACCAAAAGGUUACACUAUCAUUGUCUCUCCAUGGGGUGUUAUUGUAUUGUUUCUAGCACAUUUGUUAACAGGUAUAAAGGUCUGGUCUCACAGACAGUACCUUGGGUUAAGAUUGUAUGAAGGAUGACAUGCUAACAUCACUGCUGAAGAACUGCUACACUGCUACCUUCAAUAAAUUCUUCUCCCCACAAGAACUUUGAUCAAGCUUACUUAUUUUAUGUAUUAGAGAAAUCUAGUACAUUGGCGAGCCACCCAAACUACUGCUCAGCCAGAUACAGCAAAAUCUAACAAUUUGGCGGAGCCAGCCAGGAGAGACUGACAAGAAGAGAACUCACCAAUUGCAACAAGAAGUGAACAAAAGAGUUUUGGAAAUUCUACAGUUUUUGUGUUGAAGAUCAACAGACCGCAUCUGUGGACAUAAGUUAUUUGAAUCAACUUGAUCCUUUCUCAAAGAUUCUAAUUUGGUGAGUGAAACUAUCAGCUCUCUAAAAGAACUUAAAAGAACACUUUUUCAUAAGUAAGCAGAUCAUUUGAUGUGUGUAGUGUAACCAUAAUAACCAGUGUAGCACUGUUUAAGAAAUGUUUGGCUUAGGCCUUUCUCUUGAGUCUGUAGGAACCUUUUAAAUGAUUUAGUUAAUUCUCAUGAGACUGUAGGAGCUAUAGAAAAAGUGUUUAUAGCUUGGUCCAGUCCUCUUGAGUCUAUAAGAAUCAUUCAAGAAAGAGGUUUAGUCCGUUCUCGUGAGACUGUAGGAGCCAUAGAUGUGUAAUUAUAGGCUUAAUCCUGUUCUCUGGAGUCUGUAGGAAUUGUUUAGGAAACAAUUUAGUCCGUUCAUAAAGAGAUUGUAGAAGCAGAGGCUUGGUCCGUUCUCUUUUUGUCUGUAGGAAUUGUGUGAAAGAAACAAUUUAGACCAGUAAUCAAGAGACUGUAGAAGCAAGGGCUUGGUACUUUCUGUUUGUAUCUGUAGGAAUUGUUUAAGAAACAGUUUAGUCCAGUAAUCAAGAGAUUGUAGAAGCAUAAGCUUGGUCCUUUCUCUUUAUGUCUGUAGGAAUUGUUUAGGAAACAAUUUAGUCUGUUCAUAAAGAGAUUGUACAAGCAGAGGCUUAGUCCGUUCUCUUUUUGUUUGUAGGAAUUGUGUAAAAAAACAAUUUAGUCCAUUUCUCCAGAGACUGUAGGAGUCAUAGAUAGAAUUGGGACUGAUGUUGCUGCAAGAAUUGGGAAUUCUUGACUGGGUGCUAAUUCAGUAGCCACUAAUGUAGAUUUAAAUUAAUGUUCAAACCGAAUUAGAAGAUGAUGGCAUAAAACCAUGAAACUAUAAGUUUGUUUGCCUUCCAUAAAAAUACAGAGAAAAAAAUAUAAUGUAAAUUGUCUAAGGGACAAAUUUGAAAAAGGCAUUCAGCCUUCUGAGCUAGAACUCAAUUCAGACAUUAAACAAGGAAAAUUAGCCUGAAUGUAAAUGUUUUGUUUUAAAUGGAAGAUUGAAAACUAAGCUGAGCUUUUAAACUAAUGAUUUGUCUGUGUAACUGAAAAUGGUCAGUCUAACAGACUGCUGUGAAUUUAAAUCUGAAUAAGUACCUUUAACAGUUCUAACACCUUUUGUUCUGUUUUCACACCUCUGAGGGCACUUUUCCUGUAUUCGCCAUGGCUGAGUCUGCACAAAACAAAGGCAAUAGUCAUGCAUUGAGGCCAACAACAGAAAGACAUGGAACAGAACCUCCAAAUGUUACCAUUGAUCAGAUGUUGGAGAAUCUGAAUGCAUAUCUGGACAAAAGGCUGGGACUGAGGAAGUGCCAUGAUGACAUCUGCCAGAAGUACAGCAUCAAGUACUCAGAGAGUGGACUAUGGGCUUUGCCGGACAUUAAAAGGGCUUAUGGAAAGAUGCAGCGCUUAAGGACAUACACCAACAGAGAUGGCUUGUCUGUAAUUUUGCUCAAACAAAUUCGACAGCAUCUACAGAGAUGUGAAACUGACAAAUUACAACAUGAGAAAAAAGCAGAGAAAGCAAAGGUUCGAGCACUGGCUGAACAAUUACAGACUGUAAAGAAGGACAAAGAAAGACUGUUACAUCAGAAUGACAAGUUGUUAACUUUGCUCUCCAAACGACUGGAAUCAAAAGCUUCAAGCAGCUCUGAUAACAGUGAUGCAGAUAUCAACACACAUACUGAAAUUACAAAGGACAAACUGAAGGUUAGACUUGCUCCUGUAAUUAUUAAGAACAGAAGAACUGAAACUGAAAAUGAAGAGGAGUAUGAGGAAGAUGGUGAACGACGAACUCGCACAGUAAAAAAGGUAAUAAAGAAAUAUGUUCCAUACAGAACAUACCAGCCAGCUACUCCAGAGCAAGUUGACAAAUGGUCAAAAGAAUUGCCAGAUGUGUACAAGCAACCACGGAAAGUAUGGCAAUUUCUUCAACGCUUGCAGAAAAUCUACAAUUUACAUCCAUUGGACAGUGUGAUGAUUGUUAAUGUGAACUUAAGAGACAAUGACCAACAACGACUUACAGAAAGUGUUGAAAGAAGGAUUGGUGAAUCUCAAGAAAACAUUGAAGCUGGAUGGGAAGCGGUUCAAACCUUCUUAUUUGAACUGAAACCUGCAGAGGUUAAUUGGGCUAAAAUUACCUCUUGUGUGCAGAAGACAGGAGAAAGUGUUGCAGAAUUUGAAGAACGCUUCAGACAAACUUGGAUGGAACAUGCUGGUUUGAACAACAACAUUGAAGAACUCUGUGAAGACACUAGCAUCCCUUUUAAAACCAUAUUUGUGAAUGGACUGAAACCUGAGGUUUCUAAAACUCUUAAAAUCAGGUAUGAUGACUGGGACAGCACUGGAACAACAUUUAUGCAGAUUGUAGAAUGGUCAGCAAAGAUUGAAAGAACACAGGAAGUCGAUCUCAGAGUUUUACAAUCCAAAACCUUGUCAUACAACAACAGGACAAUGGGAUACGAAAAAAGUGAAUAUCAGAGACACUCAAGAGAGAAAACUCAGGAAAGAUUUAGACAUUGCAACGAGGAAGGACACUGGAUUCGUGAUUGUAAGCUGAGUUUGAGACAAAGUGAUGACGACCACCUGUUGAAGAGGUUUCAGCAGUUGACAGCCAAACAAAAACAGACUCUGCUAAAUGCUGUGGAGCCACAGGGAAACUGAAGAACCUCUCUCUGCAGCACCAGCUAGUGACAUCUUAUCCAAAAGCUGAUGGACUCCAUGAAACCUCAACAACUGAAGCCACAGAGGAUGUCCUAGUAGACAGUGCUGCUAAACAAGCCGUAAAGGAGAGAGGUAAACAUGCAGCGG